GUCUUUCGGCACACGGGAGCGCUGCUGGUGACUUCACAGUGUGUGACCGGGUCCACGUGCAAAGUUCAACACCAAAACCACCACCGUCCAACAACCCUCAAAAUCCCCAAGCGCGACAAAAUUGAUGGCCAUACGAUCGAACCCAACACGCUCGAGCCUUGUUCCUUCUUCGCCUUUUCUCAGUGGCAGCCCUGACCCGAUAUGCAGCGCUUUGUCGCCGCCGUCUCUGAUGCGCCUCACGCGCCCAGAGUCGGUGAGGCGCUCUCGGGCAUCUUUGGCAGCGUGAGCUUGACGGCCUGGAUAUGUCUCUUGCUCCCACAACUGAUCACCAACUACAAAGCCAAGAGCGCAGAUGCCUUAUCAAUGAAGUUCCUGAUAAUCUGGCUGCUGGGUGAUAUGGCCAACCUUUCCGGCGCCCUCUUCACAAGCCUCGCGCCCUCCACCAUCGCCCUGGCCAGCUACUUCUGCGUCGCCGACCUGAUCCUGAUAAGCCAAUGCACCUACUACAACACCAUCAACGCCCGCCGCCGCCGCGCCGCCGCCGCCCGACGCGAGCACCACCACCACCGCCACCACCACCACACCCACCGGCGGCCCUCCACCGGCGACGACGAUGACCGCGACGCGUGCGCCUCCUCCUCCGCCGCAGCCCCACCCCCAACCGAAUCCGACCCCCUCCUCCCCACCACAAACACCCCCGAUAACAACACCAACCCCAACAACAGCGGCGGCCUACCCGGCUCGCACCGGCGGCACUCACUACCGCGGCGCACGAGCAGCAGCGUCGGCAUCGGCGGCGACCCCCUCGCGCGCAUCAUCACGGGCGAGGACGACACGCCCGACAGCCGGCCGUGGCUGCACAACACGGUGAGCCUGGUGGCCGUGUGGGCCGUGGGCGUGGCGGGGUGGUUCGUGAGCUACAAGAUGGGCGCGUGGGCCACCCCGGGGGGCGGGGAUGUCGGGGAUGUGGUGGCGGAGGAGCCGACGGCGGUGGUGGGGAUGGUGUUGGGGUAUGCGAGCGCGGUGUGUUAUUUGUGCGCGCGCGUGCCGCAGAUCAUCAAGAACUACCGCGAAAAGUCGUGCGAGGGGCUCGCGCUUCUCUUCUUUUUGCUGUCGCUGACGGGCAACUUCACGUACGGCGCGAGCGUCAUGGCGUUCUCCCAGGAGCGCGACUACUUUAUCAGGGCCCUGCCCUGGCUGCUGGGCUCUCUGGGCACCAUGGUCGAGGACUCCAUCAUCUUCGUGCAGUUCCGCUUAUACUCGCCGGAGAGGCAGGUCAAGCCUGGUGGAACGGCAUAGAGCGUUGGAGUAUCGGCUCAGGUUUGUAAUGUCGGACUAUGCGGUUUGUUGACGGGUUGCGUGGACGGGGACUUUAGUUUACAGAGCAUAGACGGGUGGGAUGAGAUGAGAGGAGAUGGUCACGGUUCCUGGGGAUGUGGGCAUUUGCAUGUUUGCAUGUUUGCAGCUUGGUCUGCAUCUUGGCUGCAUUUAUGGGGCGUCAAGGCUCCAGAUUGUCGUUUCGUGGGCGUUUUGCAUAUUAUCUGAUGUUGAUUACCUACCUUAGCCCGGCUGUACUGUACAUACCUCGCGUGCAUGAGCUAUUUAGAUGAGAGCCGAAGUCAUUUGCAGCAGCCAG
Chaetomium fimeti is the source of this 1636-nucleotide messenger RNA. Its product is annotated as PQ loop repeat-domain-containing protein. Gene Ontology annotation, cellular component: membrane. The record is from RefSeq and is a predicted model, not a curated record. Bases 202 to 1299 code for a protein of 365 amino acids. NCBI's taxonomy places the organism in Eukaryota, Fungi, Ascomycota, Sordariomycetes, Sordariales, Chaetomiaceae. The transcript has 4 exons.